AUGCUUUACCGUUUAACAUGCAUAAAUCUUGCCAGCUAUGAAGUUGAGAGCCAUGAAAUAUUUCCAUGUUUCCUCCUUGACGUCAUGGUAUGUACAAUAAGAUUGCCUUUGCUUCUUCUGCUUUUUUUGACUCCAUCUCUAAGAAAGCUAUAUAAUAUAAUGCUGCUUAUACAUAAACUGGAAAAUAGAAAAGGUUGA
Molecule: messenger RNA, 198 nt
Organism: Clunio marinus
Lineage: Eukaryota; Metazoa; Arthropoda; Insecta; Diptera; Chironomidae
Source: the annotation of a GenBank genome assembly